This is a messenger RNA of Dreissena polymorpha, 2347 nucleotides long. RefSeq lists its product as uncharacterized. The transcript is spliced from 3 exons. The record is from RefSeq and is a predicted model, not a curated record. Bases 284 to 2347 code for a protein of 687 amino acids. Lineage: Eukaryota; Metazoa; Mollusca; Bivalvia; Myida; Dreissenidae.
AUCUGAAGCAGGUGCAGUGAAGACUCCCGCAAGAUGGCGCAUGUGACGUCAUAGGCGCGCGCUGUUCAAGAUUGUUUACAACGGAUCCCAUUAAGCGUUUAUUGAGAUUCCAGGAAAGCUGUGAUCUGAAAACUGGGUUAAUUCACUUCCACAAGAGAAAGAAAUGUGACGGGCAAAAUCUUUACUUUAAAGUGUCUGGUACAGUGUAAAAAAACUGAGAGUUAUCAUAAAUUAUGCGUGUAGACAGGCUUAUUAAAACCAACAAACAAAGUAUGGUGCUGGCAUGAAAAAAAAACAAAAUGCCAUCAUGGAGAAGCAAGAAACACUUGAUGAUGUGUCUGAACAUUGUUAUCCUAAUUCUAUAAACAUGUAUUCAAAGAUUUCAGUAAGUGAAAUGAUAAGAAAAUGUGAAAGUGACACAUUAAUGGAGUAUGAUUCUGUAACAGAUACAGAUAGUUCUAUUAGUAGCAUUGAUGGUGAAGUACCUGAUGAAUUCAACAGUUCUCUGAAAACUUUGAUAAACUUGUCAGGGUGUUGUAUUGACGAUGAUACUGACAAUGAGGCAGGUGUCACAGAUGAACCUGCAAUCUUGGAAAGGUCUGUUGGUGCUAGUGAGCGCAAAACUUUGCAGAAACCAAAUCUGAAGAAGGUAGCAUGUCCAUUGGCAAGUAUGGAGUCGUUAACUGACCCUGUAAUAAAUCAUAAAGGUGGCUUUGAUAUUUCUGUUUGUAAAACAGACAAAACUGUUGAAGUAGUAAAUGAACUAGACAAAACUAAACCUGAUGCUCUAAUGGAGGAAAUUGAAACUCAAAAUUGUAGCAGACACCUGAUUUCUGGGCAGCAGUUGAUCACUGUGCAAAUGAAGACUGAGUUAACUGACAUCAGAGAGUGUUUUGAAGAUUCUCAAGAUAGUGCACUAAAAAACAAUUGUGAAAUACUAAUUGAAAAUGUAACAAAUAUUGAAAUAGAAAACCCUGUAAUUGAAAGAACUCUUUGUAUAGGCACAUCAUCACCAUCUGAAAGUGCAUCAGGUAAUGAAGAAACCAAACCUGAUCAUGUUGAUGAUGAACUCCAUCAAGUGAUGGAAACUGCAUUAAAUGCCUCUGUACCAAUAGUAAGCAGAAUUGUUAAAGACUAUCUGGCCAGUUGUGAAAUACUGGACAAGGUAGAGACUGAACUCAUGCUUGAAAAUGAUAUGGACACAGGUUCUGGUGAAAUAAUGAGUGACAAGAUUGUUGAUUCUGAGGUUUAUGCAUUUGCUGAACAUAAAAACAAUGACAUGACAGGGCAGUUUGGUAGCUCUUUUUCAGACUGCAUGGACAGAGAUAGGUAUUCAGUGUAUGGAAAAGAGAGAUCCAAAAGUCCAGUCACUACUAUGUGCACUGAAAAAUGUUCCAAAGCUGAAUUCAGGGAUGAUUUUCAAGAAGUAGAAAAUAGCAAUGAAGUGGACAAAAAUGUGAACGAUGUUUUGCAUGCUAACCACAUACAUUCUGAACCAUUAUGUUCAUCAACACCAGUCCAUGCAGGAAGAAUAAAGCGGGUAUUUGCUGGCAAGGACUUUGAGUGUUCUUCUGUAUUUAUAAAUCAGACGUCAAUAACUAUGUGCACUAUCAAUGGGAACCCUCUUCCAUUGUGCACUUCUACACCUUUAGUAAAAUCUAAUCAGGGUUUACAGCAAAGAGACAUAAACAUUCAUCAGAAUUGGGCUUGUGACAAAAAGAAGUCUGGUUGGAAGACAGAAAUGGCAAGAAAUGAAAAUAUAUACACCCAUAGCGAGGAACUUCGAGAAUUAAAAGACAAAGAAAAUGUUGGACUAGAAAGAAACAACAAGGAGAGGAAGUCAAAACGAGUAAGAAAUAAAAUCAAGGGGACAAGGAAAGAGAAAUUUAAAGAAUACAUGGGGCCAGGUUUGACUACGCAGUUUAAUACUCAGACAGAGAAUAAUGGAGACUUAACAACAUGCAUGUUAACAGAAUACAAGGGCUUUGGUCUUACAGGACCUUUACCAGUAGAUGAGUGUGUUUUUGGCAAAAAUCUUUACAAAGGACUGACUGAAAGAAACAUUAAUAGUAUGAAUGGUGAAAUAGCUGCUGAGAAUAAGAAAGAGACACUGCUAAAAACAAUGUCAAAUGUCGAUUUGAUGACACCAGCUGGUUUGGAAGGUUUUGCCAUGCCAAAGAUCGACACAAAUGCCAUAAGAGCAAAAUUCAAUGCAUUUCUUGGACCAAAACGUAUCAGAGCUGUGCAGAAACCUAGAGACAAUAACCUUGAUCCAUUGAAACAACAAAUACAUGCAUUGAAUAAACCUAAUUCUCAGGCAAUUAACACAGCUGGAAAGAAGUCUUGA